Helianthus annuus (common sunflower) is the source of this 1170-nucleotide messenger RNA. RefSeq lists its product as uncharacterized. The record is from RefSeq and is a predicted model, not a curated record. Lineage: Eukaryota; Viridiplantae; Streptophyta; Magnoliopsida; Asterales; Asteraceae. The coding region runs from base 181 to 954 and encodes 257 amino acids. Gene Ontology annotation, molecular function: ubiquitin binding. The transcript is spliced from 5 exons.
UACACGCUUUCACCGCCUUCCUCCAUUUCCCUUAUAAAUACCCCAAAUCAAAACCAAAUUCGUUUCUCUCCACCGAUCGCAAAACCCUAACCCUAAUUUAACUCCACAUUCCAUAUCAAUUUCAUCAUCAUUAUCGUUCUCAAAACAGUAUUGGAUCUGCAUCUAAUCUGUUGACACACAAUGUCUGCGAUUGUGUGUGGUAAAAGAUCCUUCUUCGAAGAAUUAUCCACGUCACCGGCCUCUGCAUCGCCUCCCGUUGCUAAGAAACUCCGUUGUUCUUCCACUUCUCCGGUUCGGCUUCCGGUUUUUCAUAAUUCAUCGCAUGUAUCCGCUCUUACUGACCAGCUUCAGGCUCUGUUUCCUAACAUGGAUAAGCAGCUUUUGGAGAAAGCUCUAGAAGAGAGUGGAAAUGAUUUAGACUCUGCCAUCAAGAGUCUUAAUGAACUUUGUAUUGGAUACGUGGAUGGGAAUGCAGUUGCAGGCACUAGUGAUGAGUACGUUAAUGCAGAAAACGCAUCAGUUCAUACCAACACUCCCAAAAGUGGUUUAGAAUGGGUUGAACUAUUUGUCACAGAAAUGAUGAAUGCUACAAGUGUUGAUGAUGCUAGAUCACGUGCCAUGAGCAUGCUGGAGAGCUUGGAGAAAUCUAUAAACCAACAUUCUGUUGGUUCUGCUGCAGAAAGCCUUCAAAAGGAAAACAUGGUUCUGAAGGAACAAAUUGAAGGUCUUCUACGGGAAAAUACAAUACUGAAACGGGCUGUAGCUAUUCAGCAUGAACGCCAGAAAGAUUACGAUGAGAGCGCACAAGAGGUGCAACAUUUAAAGCAGUUGGCGAUGGUGCAUCAGGAGCAGAUCAGGACGCUUCAGGUGAAUAACUAUGCAUUAACAAUGCACCUAAAGCAAGCUCAAGAAAGCAACUCGAUCCCUGGACGUUUUCAUCCGGACAUCUUCUGAUAAAACAAAAACUGAUACAUAGAUAGAGGGAUGAAGAAUGAAGCAACAUGUUGUUAGAUAUUGUUACAGUUGUCAUGUAAACAUAGAUGAAUGAAGAAUGAAGCAACAAGUAUGUUAUUGUUAGAUAUUGUUACAUUUGCCAUAUAAACAUUAAUCUAGAGGACAAGACCUCCGUUAAAUGUGUAAUAUGAUUUAUCUUGUUGCUGUUGGUACAAA